Messenger RNA from Fusarium venenatum, 573 nucleotides. RefSeq names its product Ctr copper transporter family-domain-containing protein. Gene Ontology annotation, biological process: copper ion transmembrane transport. Gene Ontology annotation, cellular component: plasma membrane. Gene Ontology annotation, molecular function: copper ion transmembrane transporter activity. The record is from RefSeq and is a predicted model, not a curated record. Lineage: Eukaryota; Fungi; Ascomycota; Sordariomycetes; Hypocreales; Nectriaceae.
AUGACAAUGGACAUGCCUGCUGCUUCUACUUCAAUGGCCAUGGACCACGGCGACAUGAUGGGCGGAUGCAAGAUUUCCAUGCUUUGGAACUGGAACACGGUCGACUCAUGCUUCAUCGCUGAGUCGUGGCGCGUCACUUCCAAGGGAAUGUUCGCCGGCUCCUGUAUUGGUGUCAUUCUUCUCGUCAUGUCCCUUGAACUUCUCCGCCGCUCCGUCAAAGAAUGGGAUCGCUAUCUCCUCCGCCAGCAUGCCGCCAAGUUUAUAGAGUCGUCCUCUACCGGUCGACCUGGAUCCUUUAAUGACAAAGAAGGCAAUGCUACCGUUGUCGAUUGCAACAAUCCUGUACCCCCGUUCCGACCCAAUGUUUGGCAGCAGGCUAUCCGUGCCCUCUUGCACAUGAUGCAGUUUGCCGUGGCCUACUUUGUCAUGCUGUUGGCCAUGUACUACAACGGCUAUUUCAUCAUUUGCAUCUUUAUUGGUGCUUAUCUUGGUGCUUUCAUCUUUCAAUGGGAGACUUUGAGCCUUUCCAAUGGUACCAGUGCUUCUAAGGAGGCAACAGUUUGCUGUGGUUAA